AUGAAUAUUAAUCAUAGUAAUAAUAAUAAUAAUGAAAACAAUAAUAAUAUAAAUAAAUUUAGAGGAUAUCCAGAUGAAUACCUUGAUUAUGGAUUGAUAUCACCAUCAAGAUAUACAGGUGGUAUCUCAACUUCAUUAUCACCAUCUUCUCAACAUAGUUAUGAGCGUGGUAUCAUGAAUAAGAAGGUACCAAAGAUCAUAAAAGAUGUCAUUCAUGGCCACAUGGAGAUACCAAUUGAAAUACAGGAUUUCAUUGAUUCCGUUCAGUUCCAAAGACUGAGAGAUCUCAAACAAGUUGGAACCACUUCAUUUGUAUUCCCAUGUGCAGCACAUCAUAGUGUUGAUAAAGGUGAUGAGUUCUUAACUAACUCUGACAUAUAUAUAACAUCGAACAAUACAAUUAGAUUCGAACAUUCACUGGGUGUAAGUCAUCUUGCAGGUAAAUUCAUCGAUCGUAUAAAGAAUACUCAGCCAGAGUUAGAGAUUACACACGACGAACAGAUUGCUGUUAGAAUAGCAGGUCUAUGUCAUGAUCUUGGUCACGGUCCAUUCAGUCAUGCCUUUGAAUCUUGGGUUAGAACAACUGGUAAACAAUUUCAUCAUGAAGAGAUGUCUGUGAAGAUGUUAAACUUUUUGAUUGAAGACAAAGGCUUGGAUCAAUAUGAUACGAGCGAUAUCAAGUUUAUUGAAAAUCUGAUAUCCGGUGACUCUACCUCGAAACCCGAUAGAAAGUUCAUCUUUGAUAUCGUUGCCAAUCAACGUAACAGUAUCGAUGUCGAUAAAUUCGAUUACCUAGCAAGAGAUUCCUAUUAUCUUGGUAGAGCAAAUAAUGUUGAUUUCACAAGAUUGAUAGAAUUUAGCAAAGUAAUUGAAAAUGAAAUAUGUUUCUGUAGUAAAGAGGUAUAUAAUCUUUAUGAAUUGUUCCAUGCCAGAUACAGUCUUCACAAGAUAGCUUACACCCAUAAAGUUGGUAAAGCCAUCGAAUAUAUGAUAUCGGAUGCAUUCAGUCUUGCAGAUCCAUACCUAAAGAUAUCCGAUCAAUUAGAGGAUCCAAGAGAAAUAGAGACGUCAAAGGAAAGAGAGUUGGAAGAAUCGCGAAAGAUCAUAAAGAAUAUUAGAAUGAGAAAUCUCUACAAGUUUGUCGAUGAGGUGAUAUUGCCGAGUGAACAACAUGCUCACACCAUUAAGAUGAGUUCGGAGCUGAUUGCCAAGGAGGGCACUGACAUCGAUGUCUCUGAUGUCAUCGUUGAGAAUCUCAACUUGAACUACGCAUUCAAGGACCAGGAUCCAGUGCAACACACAAAAUUCUACACGCGUUACGACAACACCAGAAAAUUCCAAAUACCAAAAGAACACAUCAGUCAUCUCAUUCCAAGUCAAUUCCAAGAGAAGAGAAUUAGAAUAUUCUGUAGAAACAAAGAAAAGUAUGAAAAGAUUCAAGAUGCAUUUAGAAAAGUAUUAAAGAAUUAUAAUAUACAACCAAAUCCAUCAAAUACUGUUAGCCCAAUGAAAAUACCACAAUAA
Heterostelium album PN500 is the source of this 1524-nucleotide messenger RNA. Its product is annotated as HD domain-containing protein. Gene Ontology annotation, cellular component: nucleus. The record is from RefSeq and is a predicted model, not a curated record. The coding region runs from base 1 to 1524 and encodes 507 amino acids. Gene Ontology annotation, biological process: dGTP catabolic process. The transcript is spliced from 6 exons. NCBI's taxonomy places the organism in Eukaryota, Evosea, Eumycetozoa, Acytosteliales, Acytosteliaceae. Gene Ontology annotation, molecular function: dGTPase activity.